GGCCCGCCCCGCCUAGAACUACUUUCUUUAUUUACUUAUUUUCUUUCUUCGCCGUUACAGCCGUCUUUUGUACAACUAGCACCAUUAAGAGACUUCCAUGCGACUUGCAUCAAUGAUGCACUGGUGACCCGCCAUAACAAUUUCUAUCACUAUUAAUACAGCUCGGCCGGAUUUGUGUAACCAUACAUGUAAUCGAGUCCACCCGUUUAUUCCCGCACAUCAAAAUCAUCUCUUCAUGUACGACAGCACGCCUGUUUAUAGAUCAGUCUGUGCAACGGCGAUCAGUAUUGAACAUGGCAACCGAGCAUGACAAGCCCGAUACCACCAGCAAUCCACUCGAUGCAGAAGUCGACCCUCGCAGACAUGAGCCCAACGAGAGCUCCCACGUCGAGGUCGAGGUCGAGGAGCUCGCUGUCAUCGACCGCAUAUACAGCAAACUCGACCGGCGCAUCAUUCCAGCAUUCUGGGCGCUGUACUUCCUCUGCUCGGCCGUCCGCUCCAACGUCGGACUUGCGCAGACCAUGAAUGCGGAUGCUCACCACGAUCUCGCAUCCGUAGUACAUCUCACGCCGCACCAGAUCUCCACGGGCCUGGCGUUGUUCUACGUCUGCUACGUCAUUUUCGAUGUCCCGUCCAACCUGGUCAUGACCAAGCUUAGUCCGCAUGUGUGGAUGAGCCGCAUUGUGAUCAGCGUCGGCGUGAUAGGCGCGUGUUUGACGGCUAUGAAAGCCGCGUGGAGUUUUUACCUCCUCCGUCUUCUCCUCGGCAUCGUCAUCGCUGGCAUGUGGCCCGGUAUGACCUACUACCUCUCCCUCUUCUACCCGCCAUCACGCAUGGGCAAGCGUAUCGGGCAGUACUUCACGGCCGCACAAGUCUCUGCGGCUGUCGUCGGGCUUGUAUCCGCCGGAUUCCAGAAAAUGGACGGGAUGCACGGGUACGCUGGGUUUCAAUGGAUGUUCCUCGUGUACGGGGUGGUCACGAUCGCGGUUGGGAUCACGCUGCUGUGGUGGCUUCCACCGCGGCCGCAUGCGCCAAGCUACAACAACAACCAGGAGGAAGAAACCAACGAAACCAAAAAGAAGAAGUUUUACAUCCGCUUCCUCCCACGUAGCGCGCCCGCCCUCACCGGCCGUGACGCGGAAAUACACUUUCGUGACCUCCGCCGCGUGUACACGCGCGUCGCCUGGACAUGGCGGGAUGUGGCUGCUGUGCUGCUCGACUGGCGGCUGUGGCCGCUGGUGAUUAUGUACUUUGGCGUGGUUGGUGUUGGCAUUGGGACGCAGAGCUACGGCAGCGUGAUCAUUAUGGCUACGAACCCGGGGCUCAGCGACAUCGACGUGUCACUGCUCUUCGCGCCAAUCUGGAUUAUGGACCUCAUCGCCAUCCUCCUGAUAACGCCCCUCUCGGACCGGUUCCACCACCACCGCGCACUCUUCUUCAUCAUCCCGGUCUGUCUGCAAAUCCUGGGCCUGCUACUCACCACGUACGCCGGCACAGCCAGCAACCCAUGGCCACGGUAUGGCGGACUGUUAAUCGUGGGCUUUGGACUGGGUCCCACGGUGCCGAUUACAAUGACGUGGACGACAGAGAUCUUCCAGGCGCGACACGGCGAAGUGGGUGUUGCGGCGGCGUCUGCGCUGGUCUCUGGGUUAGGGAAUUUGGGGAGUAUUCUGACCACGUACGCGCUGUAUGCGGGGUGGGAAAGCGAUUAUUUGGCACCGGGUAGGGCGAAGUAUCGGAAGAGUAAUUUGGUGAUGGUGGGGAUCCUGGGGGGAAGUAUAAUCGCAGCGGGGGUGAUGUGGGUAUUGCUUAGGGUUGUGGAUGGUAAGGGAGGGAGAAUAAGGGGGGAGAGUGAGGAGGGGAUUGUGGAUGGGGCAGCGAAAAGGGAGAGGGAGGAGAGGGGUCUCGAUGGGUUGUUUCGACUACGUAGAUAGUUAGGUAUAGGGUAGAAUGUUUCGAUAUCAGUACAUUCAGGCUCUAUGCUAAGG
Molecule: messenger RNA, 1988 nt
Organism: Talaromyces proteolyticus
Lineage: Eukaryota; Fungi; Ascomycota; Eurotiomycetes; Eurotiales; Trichocomaceae
Product: putative MFS transporter
Exons: 4
Coding region: 294-1934 (546 amino acids)
Biological process (GO): biotin import across plasma membrane
Cellular component (GO): membrane
Molecular function (GO): biotin transmembrane transporter activity; dethiobiotin transmembrane transporter activity; solute:proton symporter activity
Source: RefSeq, a predicted model, not a curated record